Messenger RNA from Cladocopium goreaui, 2604 nucleotides. The record is from the annotation of a GenBank genome assembly. NCBI's taxonomy places the organism in Eukaryota, Dinophyceae, Suessiales, Symbiodiniaceae.
AUGACGAUGGAACUGCGUCGCUGUAUGACUCUUGAUGAUUCGUCCGCUGAAAAUAAAUUGGUCUUGGAGCAAGAAGAACUGAGAGCUCCCACCGCAGCUGAGAUGGGUUUCGACAAAGAGCCAUUUCGUCUUGGGACUCUGUCCAUUGUGGUUCUUGGAGCCACUGGCGAUCUUGCGAAGAAAGAAACCUUUCCUGCUCUCUUGGACUUGUUGGCUCAUGAAUAUUUGCCUUCCCAUGUGGCAAUUGUUGGCGUGGGCCGCACCAAGCAAGACACCAAUAGCUUUCGUGAGUGGCUUCAGAGCUGGUUGGUGAAGUCCUUUGCUGGUCAGAUGAAGCGAUGCAAAGAAGCCAUGCCAUCAUUCAUGAAGAAAGUCAGCUACUUCUCGGCAAACUAUGACAGUAAAGAAGACUUUGCCCGUCUGGCCGUGGCUUUGGAGACUGAAGAGACCCAAAUGUUCUUGGAUGGCAUUGGGAAAGAAGUCCCAACCGAAGCAAAUCGUGUUUUCUACUUUGCCAUUCCACCAUUCGCAUUCUUAGCGGCUGCCUCUUCCAUCAAGAGCACUUGCCUUUCCACUACAGGCUUCAACCGCUUGAUCAUUGAGAAACCAUUUGGCCAUGAUCUGACUUCUGCGAAAAAACUGGCGACAGACCUCGGCGCCUUGUACAAGGAAGAGAAUCUUCUUCGGAUGGAUCAUUUCUUGGGCUACGAGAUUUGCCAAAAUAUUCUUUCAGUGCGCUUUGGCAAUGCCUUUCUGGAACCAUUGAUGAACAGAAAUCAUGUUGCAGCUGUACGUGUCACCCUGAAAGAGGACUUUGGAACCGAAGGACGAGGUGGCUAUUUCACACACUAUGGCAUCAUCCGAGAUGUCAUUCAAAACCACUUGCUGCAGAUGGUGACCCUGGUUGCGAUGGAGAAACCCUGCAACGUCGGAGGAGAUAUCCGAGAUGCCAAAGUUGCAGUUUUAAAAGCGAUGUUGGAUGCAGAUCCAGAGGAGGUGAUUCUGGGACAGUUCACAGCAGCGAAUGGCAAACCUGGCUAUUUGGAGGAUGAUUCCAUUGCAGAGAAAGAUCGGGAGAAGGCCAAAUACUGUGCCACAUUUGCACAGCUAGUGCUGCGCAUCAACAAUGACCGCUGGUGGGGAGUGCCAUUUAUCAUCAGAGCUGGAAAGGGCUUGGAGGAGAGCAAGUGCGAAGUGAGGAUCCAGUUCAAAGAGAGUCACACCGACCCCAGGCUCUUCAAAGAGGAAUGUCCUCGGAAUGAAUUGGUGAUGAAGGUUUCUCCACAUGAAGCAAUCUAUUUCAAAUUCAACAUGAAGCAGCCAGGCUUGUCUCAAGGUGUAACCACCACGGAACUUGAUUUGUCUUACAACCAUCGCUACGAAGAAAUCUACCGCCCCUUGGCCUACACUCGGCUCAUUUUGUCGGGCGUGAGAGGGGAGCAGGAAAGCUUCGUCCGGGAUGAUGAGUUGAUCAGGGCCUGGGAGAUAUUUUCACCGCUGCUGGACAAAAUUGAAAAUGGCAAAAAGGAAGUUUUGAAGUAUCCGUUCGGAAGCCGUGGCCCUGCAGCCCAGAUGCCCUUCACAUCUGGGAUGGAUCCCAAGCCUUCGGCAGCUCCACACAUGGGAGGAUCUGCCCCACGACCUUCAGGCCGCAGAAAGGCACUGCUGAUUGGGGUCAACUAUUUUGGAACUCGUGCUGAGUUGCGAGGUUGCAUCAAUGAUGUGCACAACCUCUACAGACUGCUAACCGAAACCUAUGGCUGGCCAUCCCACGCCGUCAGAACGCUCACCGACGAUGGUCGAGGAAAUGGAGGGAUGCCGACGCGUCAGAACAUUACCCAGCACAUGCAGUGGUUGUCUGACGGAGCUCAAGCAGGAGACGUGCUAUUCUUCAGCUUCUCUGGCCAUGGUGCGCAGCAAGAAGAUCCUCAUGGAUACGAGGAGGACGGCAUGAACGAGACCAUUCUCCCUGUGGACUUUGAACGCGCCGGCAUGAUGACAGAUGAUGAGAUCAGCGACCUCAUGGUAAAGAGCCUGCCUGAAGGAGUGAGGCUUACUGGAAUCAUGGACUGCUGUCACAGCGGAAGUGGUCUGGAUCUUCCCUUUACUUGGGACCCUCGAAGGGGCAUGUGGCGAGAGGCCGUGAACCCGUUCCAUUGCAUGGGAGAUGUUCUCAUGUUCAGUGGAUGUGAAGACGAUGACACGUCUUCAGAUGCUGCCUCCAUGUAUUCGGCCCCUGGGGGAGCUAUGACGACUGCAUUCUGCGAUGUCCUGCGGAGAAAUCCAAGUCCGAUCUAUCCUCAGCUCUUGCAGAUGCUCCAUCAGCAUUUGAGUAGAGGAGGUUUUAGCCAGCGGCCCGUGCUCAGCUCUACUCAGCAGUUUUCGCUCGACCGGCCCUUCUCCUUUGAUGACAUCCAUCCGAACAUGAAUCCUCAACUUGGGCGCAUCUUCAGGCAGAAAUUCCCACCCAGGCCGAGAGCUAUGAGUGGCCCCCUGGCGGACAUGUUGGGACCUCUGGGAAUGCUGGCAGGUGGCUUGGUUGUUGGUGCCCUUGCCGGGGAAGUGCUGGAAGGUGGUUUUGGUUUACUGGGAGCCUUAUUCUGA